AUGUUGCCCAGAGGGGGCUCGUCCAUGCCGCCGCCCCCCAACCCCGCCGCCUACUUCCCGCCGCCGCGGGUCACGCUGCCCUCCGGCCUGGACAUCCUGCGCACCUACUCGGGCGCCUUCAUCUCGCUGGAGAUCCUCUUCGGAACGGUGGUCUGGAUUCUGGUGUCCGCCACGCAGGUGCCACUGCCGCUGCUGCAGGGAUGGGUGAUGUUCGUGGCCGUGACCGCGUGGUUCCUCUCCGUCACCUUCCUCUGCGUCUUCCUCUUCAGCUACGCAAACAGGAUUGCCAUCAACUGGAACCAGGCAGAUUUUCUUUUCCAUGGGGCUACUUUCGUCUUUUAUUUUGGAGCCUUUCUACUGCAAGCAGCAACUACAUCUCUGCAUCAUUUACCCCGUAACUUUAAUUCCACUACACGAGAGACGAUUCUAGGUGAUCAUGAGUAUAACAUAAGCAUAGCAGCCUCGAUUUUUGCCUUUGCAACAGCUGUUUGUUACGGCUGCAGCACAGCACUGGCACUAAGAAGAUGGAAGCUAUAGCAGUUGAAGAGAAGUCAAUGCUCAAGUGUUCCACUUCAGAUCAAAUUAAAUGCCACUUGUCUAUUUUACUGUAAUGUAAUUCCAAAUUCCAAAAGCCUUUUUUUU
Molecule: messenger RNA, 642 nt
Organism: Nothoprocta perdicaria
Lineage: Eukaryota; Metazoa; Chordata; Aves; Tinamiformes; Tinamidae
Gene: MAL2
Product: mal, T cell differentiation protein 2
Exons: 4
Coding region: 1-537 (178 amino acids)
Biological process (GO): myelination
Cellular component (GO): membrane
Molecular function (GO): structural constituent of myelin sheath
Source: RefSeq, a predicted model, not a curated record